AUAGCGGAUCUGACGAUUUCUACAAGAAAUCGCGGGAUGAAAGUGAGAUUUCCGGUUCUAUUGAACUCACCAUGACGAGCAUGCGGAAGCGCCCCGUUCAGGCUGCCAUGCUAGCUAGGCUAACUCGCCACUAAGCUAGUCUGUAAACACGGUGGGGACUUGCGUCGCUGUUUUUUUAAUUUGUGUUCAUUUAUGAACGUUUAGUGAACACUUUAUGUGAAACGAUAACAACAAACAAGACGGGAAAGUAAUAACCGAAGCCCCUCGCUCUCGGUUGAACUCGCAAAGGCGACGUUUUUGGUGCGGCCGAGAUGUCCUCUUUCUCCGAGGCGGCUCUAGAGAAGAAACUGUCCGAGCUCAGCAACUCUCAACAAAGUGUCCAGACGCUGUCGCUGUGGCUCAUCCAUCACAGGAAACACUCCAAGACCAUCGUCAACGUUUGGUUCAACGAGCUCAUCAAAGCUCAGGUAUCGCGCAAGCUGACCUUCCUGUACUUGGCCAAUGACGUGAUCCAGAACAGCAAGAAGAAAGGACCCGAAUUCACGCAGGAUUUUGCGCCGGUCAUCGUUGACGCAUUCAAACAUGUCCACAGGGACGGAGAAGACGGCUGUAAGAAGCAUCUGGGUCGGGUGUUUUCCAUCUGGCAGGAAAGAGCCGUGUACGACAACGACCUGCUGGAGCAGCUCUCCCAAGUCCUCUAUGGUGACAAGAAGCCCAAGAAGAGGUCCUACGAGUCCAUCCAAGCUGAAGAUGAGGACUUUGCAUCCAGGAGUUCUCCAUCGGAACCCCCACAGACGUCCGAGUUGAUCCGAGCCCUCCAGGAGCUGGAGAACGCCACCUCGGGAGACUCGCUGCUGCAUCAGCGCAUCUCGUUGCUUCCCGACGAGGUGCAGGACGCGUCGCUGCUUCACAGGAUCACAGAUAAGGAGUCGGGGGAGCGCAUCUCCCAGCUGGUGGACGACGCCUGCAUGCUGCUGGCCGACUACAGCGGCCGUCUGGCGGCGGAGAUCGACGACCGGCGGCAGCUGACGCGCACCCUGACCAGCUUCCUGCAAAGCCAGAAGGACGGCCUGGUCCAGAACGAGCAGAAACUCGAAGAGUACAAACGCAAACUGGCCAGGGUGACUCAGGUCCGCAAAGAGCUGCGAUCCCGCUUGAACAAUCUCCCAGGUGGACUCCGCCACUCCUCAGCCUGAUGGAUACACACACACACACACACACACACACACUGGUCAACCGACCCCACGCUGGACCUUCCUUUUCAUGAAUUUCCCCACGCUUUAUUCUUUUAAAUGUUUUUGUCUUCUUGGCUUUUAAUCUUCACUGUUGAACGCAUUGCAGUAGUGCAUUAUAACCCCCCCCUCCCGAUCUACCGUCUCCCCCUAAUUCCCUUAAUCCAAUCUGGAUUAGCUGUACGUGUUCAUGAUACACUUGCACAGGAAUAUUUACAAACAAGACAAUGAGGUGGCGUGUGUACAUAACAUAACUUACAGUUGCAUGUAAAUAUCUAUAUUUGUAUUCAUGUCAGACUUCAUUACGCAAUUGCUUUUGGUUUUUUUUGUAUAUAUUAUCUGCUGGUAUUCAAAUAAAAACAUGAUGGACAAUGA
Messenger RNA from Doryrhamphus excisus (bluestripe pipefish), 1607 nucleotides. Lineage: Eukaryota; Metazoa; Chordata; Actinopteri; Syngnathiformes; Syngnathidae. The record is from RefSeq and is a predicted model, not a curated record.